GAAUCCGAUAGCAAAUAAUUUUCUUCGAACUCUGAACAAUUUUAUUUAUGAAUAGGAAAGUCCGGCAAGAUACUAAACAAAGCAUUGCACCAAAUUUGAGGGAUGUAGCUGUGCUAGAAAGAACCCAGUCGCGUUUUUAAUUUUCCAUACAUUUGUCUCUUUUUUGCGCGCGGUGGCGCGUACUUUUAAACCGAGUGAAAGUUUGUGGAGACGGCUUUCAACCAAAUCGUGAUAAGGGCUACUUCUAAUCAAAACGUAACCGUUUUGUGUCUCGCAUGGUCGGGGGGUAUUAUAUUAGGUACGAUGAUUGCCAGACUUGUAAGUCUACGUAAACUUCGUCUCCAGUAUAAAUCGGGCCAUUAAUAAGACUGUGUUUCUUGACGUUUGGAAAAAUGAUUUUCUUUGAGAGUCCAUCACAAAUGAGCCUGAAAUAGUUCCCGCGAGAGUGCGCGCGUGUAAAACGCGCGAGUCAUCGCAACAACUCUUAAUGUUGGUGCCCAGUUCUCUCCAGCUGACAUCCUUUACGCGGUCACAUCGUGGCAAUAUGGCGGAUGAUCGUUAGCAACUUUCGUAUCGGUCUAAAACUCCUUUUAUUUCUUUGUUCAUAUAUAGUUUCGAAGAUGGCCCGACAAAGGAGAGGGAAACAUAGUUUGGAUUCUUCAAAAGAUCACGGAGAUAGAACUAAAUUCCCUCGCCGUCGAGGAAAGGAAUCUUCUUUCAAACCAUUUCUGAUGGUGGCAGCUGUGCUUGGAGUUCCAUUGUGUUUACUCGGAGCAUAUAAACUCUGGAAUUACAGAUUAUCUGCACGUCUUUACACGCCACUUAAUGCACCGUUAGUUAUAAACAAGACUGAAAUGGAUAUGAGCCGAUUCUGGGGGACUUAUCGUUCAAAUUUGUAUUUUGGUCUAAGAACAAGGAGCCCUAAGUCCCUCAUGACAGGUCUCAUGUGGUUCCCUCAAUAUGCACCUAAUGGUCAACUAGCCAUUCGCCACACCUGUGAACAAUCUGAUGGGCUUCGUAAAUAUGGCUGGCUUAAACAUGAUGGUACUAAUUUUGGCUCACAAGAGAUAGUUGACAAGGAUUUUGUAUUGACAACAGAUUUUGUAAAGAAAUUGGGUGGAGAUCACGGAGGAGACUGGACCGCAAGGAUCUCUGGAAAGGAAAUGGGCAACCCCAAGCAAGUGGUAUCCUUGCUGUUUUAUGCUACUCAUGAAGGAGACUCUCAACUGCAGCCCGUCAUUCAAAAGAACACGCUCACUGCACUGCAAGGGAACUCGCCAGAGCUUGGUUCAUUCGCGCUACACUUCCCGCGACCUCCCAAAGUCGUGUUUUCCUCUUUCCUGGCUGCUCACACACCGCACGUGCACUCUGUCAAGGAUAUCGUCAUGCAGAACAUGCGCAUGGCAAAACUCAAGGGUAACAAAAACGUGCAGCUGCUUGCCUUGGCUGGCCACGUGACGCAGCGUGACCAGGAGGGGCGAGAGUUACCGGUAAACUUCUUUGUCCAGCAAUGGACCCUGGAGCUUCCAUUUGACGUGGAGGUCGCAUUCGAGUCUGGAAGUUUUAUAACCAGAGGAGAAAGGCUGUUGGGGCCGUCGUUCUUGAAUCUUAGAGACAAAUACAGCUCUGAGUUUGAAAGAAAGUUUGAAGAGAGGUUUACGUUGAAGGCGAAAGGGUUUAGCAAUGACGAGGUCCAGUUCGCGCAGGCAGCGCUGAGUAACAUGGUUGGAGGUAUUGGCUAUUUCUAUGGCAGCUCGAGAGUAGUUUCUCGUUACUUCAAGGAACCAACAGAUUACUGGGAUAGCGCGUUGUACACUGCGGUUCCUUCGCGACCGUUCUUUCCACGUGGGUUCCUCUGGGAUGAAGGCUUCCAUCAACUACUCAUCAGCCAGUGGGACACUAAUAUCAGCAAGGAUAUCAUUGGUCAUUGGUUGGAUUUGAUCAACAUCGAAGGUUGGAUUCCAAGAGAACAGAUUCUUGGCGAUGAAGCUCGGACGAAAGUACCUGCGGAUUUUGUUGUGCAACACAACGAAAACGCUAACCCGCCAACUUUGAUCCUUCCAAUCAAGUCGAUGGUGGAUAAAGGCGUCUUGGAUGAAGGGUAUCUACGAAAGAUCUUUCCUCGACUGAAGGCUUGGUUCAACUGGUUUAACACCACACAACUAGGAAACCUGCCGUCAACGUACAGAUGGCACGGAAGGGAUGCGAAGACUGACACAGAGCUGAACCCUAAGACGCUGACUUCCGGACUGGAUGACUACCCCCGGGCGUCACACCCGUCAGAUGAUGAGAGGCAUGUUGAUCUGCGAUGCUGGAUGGCAUUCGCUGCUGGGCUGAUGGCCGACAUUGCUGAAGCAGUGGAUCAAACGUCGGAUGCUGUCUUGUACAGAUCCACCAAUCUCUAUUUGUCAGACAACGCACUCCUGGACAAGUAUCAUUGGUCUUCCAAGGCAGAGUCGUACAGCGAUUAUGGGAAUCAUACCAAGUUUGUGAAGCUUGUUCAGCGAGUAGUCCAGCCAGCUCAACCGGGCGCACCAAAGAAGACGGUUCGCAUUGUAACCUCUAAGCAGGGCCCUUCUCUCAAGUACGUCAACGCGGUCGGUUACGUCAGCUUGUUUCCAUUCCUGCUGCAGAUCCUGGAUCCCGCCUCGCCGAAACUCGAAAAAGUCCUCAAGGAUUUAAAAGACCGCGAAAAGCUAUGGAGCGAGUUCGGUUUGCGGUCUUUGGCCAAGAUUGAUCCGAUCUACGAGAAGUAUAACACAGAACACGACGCUCCUUACUGGAGAGGGGCCGUGUGGAUCAACAUUAACUUCCUGGCUGUCAGAGCGCUGAACCACUACGCCAGUGCUCCGGGGCCUUACCAAAGCACAGCUCAAGCGAUUUACACAGAUCUACGGCAAAAUUUAAUCAAGAACAUCUUUAGCGAGUAUCAGAGGUCAGGGUUCAUUUGGGAACAGUAUGAUGACGAUGCUGGACACGGCAAAGGAUCGCAUCCAUUCACUGGAUGGUCCUCAUUAGUGGUACUCAUGAUGUCGGAACAUUUUUAAAAAUUACUCACGCUAGGCCGGCUUAAAACACUUAUUAAAAUAUAGAAAAGUGACUCGGUCUUGGAAACUGAUUCUUGGUCAUGACUAGAGUGGACGCUCCAAAAGGACGUGUCACAAGGCUACCACCGAAACAAAGCAAGGAGCCAUAAUGAGCUGAAUAUCGAUGUCACCAUCCCAGGACUCGCCAAAAGUGUCGUCGUCCAGGACAAGUAGAUUUUCUUGCCGUGCAAGUAACUUUUCAUUCUCACUUACCCAAUGGGCAAGGGAUCUUAGCAUCAAAUUAAGACUUGCCCAGCACAAGCAAAAUUUGAGAGCUACUUCUCCGUAUGGAAAACUGGAAUUAACGACUUUUUUCGAGUCCUACAUCCCAUACAUGAUGAUCGAUUCCAGUGUUCCCUCUGACACUGUACCUAAUCCGAACGGGUUUGCAGGUUCUUUAGGGCGUCAACGUCAAAGAAAUUACGGUCGAAGCUCUACUGAGGGCUGCCUCUACACCAUACUCAACGACCGGGAUAUUUCGUUCGGCCGUAUGCUCCUUCAUACAUUGUACUGUCAUCGAAACCUCCCUACUGCUGCCACCCCAGUUUAUGCCACCUCAGAGUGUCCGUUGUGGAGAGGCCAACUACUAACCUCGUUCCCAGGGCUUUUUCGAAUUUCUUAGGGAAAAGCCCUGGGAACAAAGUUGAACAACAAACAAAUAACAAAUCCUUGUUUCUUUUCAAUUUACGUUUAGCCUUAUAGUUAGUGGAUAUAUUUGACUCGUAAAUUAAUUAAGAAAUGAAAAUAAAUUUAACUUGUCACGUGGUUUUACGACACAUGGGUAGAACGGUGUUUCUGUAGUUUAUAGGUUCUUGGGCAAGAUCUUGGGCACGAAAUUACGUUCACAGUGUCUCUCCCAAAUUUAAUGUAUAUGAAUUGGUACAGGAGGAUGUCGGUGUAAUCUGACAAAAUGAUAUUCUAGGAGAAGGCGGUUGUGUUGUAGGGGUGGGAGGAUUAAUUAAAGCUUGUGUUUAUUCACAUCCCAUUCAGGGACUACAGCAAUACUUCCAAGUACAUAAAUAAACCACACAACUACACUGGUGAAAAGGGGAAAGUAAUGCCAUAUAAUUGCACAAAGUGUGAUUGUGUGGGGAUCUUGUGCCCUAAGUGCGAUUGUCGGCAUGUCCGAAUACGCGCUAGAGGAAACCUCUACAUAGAGUCUGAAAAUUUUGGAUAAUCUUAAAAAGCAGUCGGGAUGUAUGCAGAAAGCGGGAAAGUUAAUUCUUUGUUUGCGAUGUAUGAAGCAUUAGUUCCCUUUCAGACCAAUGUUAAAGGAAAUGUUUAUAUGCUUUUAUAAGGUAAGAUAGCUUCUAAAAAAACAUACCCAAUUCAAAACUAGAGUGCAAAAACCAUACUCAAUUUGAGAACAAAAUGACCAAUAUCGAUACCCUAUUUCUACCCAAAAGGGUUAAAAACCAUACCCUCUGGGGCCGCACAUACCUAUAUAGCCCAUAUAAGGGAGUAGCCAACCCCCCAGGGAGGAAAACACAGGUUAAGGAGGGUAUCUUGCUAAUGACCAGCAAUUGACAACUUUCUUGUGUAAACAAAUACUUCCCAUCGACUGCAAUAACUUGGGGGGCGCGGUGACCUCAUGUUAGGGCGCUGGACUCCAGGGGUAAUUGUGUUGUGUUCUUGGGCUAAGACAUCUUACCCUUCUGCUAUAGAAAACUAUAACUCCUGAAUGCGUAGCUUGUUCUCCUCUCUGGCGGGUGACUAAGUAUUGUCAGCCCUAACCUCCAGGUUUGUUUGUCGGGCAGAAAGCCGGUUUUUAUUACCCUCCAAACCUAUUAGAUAUACGUGCAAGUCAUGCAUUGAUCAACGAAGCUCCCGCAAAGAGGAUGACACUAACUUUGGAACGGGGUGGAACUUUUAAAAGGUGUGGCGGGUUAAUGUUUUCUACAGAAUGUACUGACUGCGAUUCCUAUUAUUUCUCUGGCUGGUAAAGAACCCCUGUCGUCACAAGCAGGCUCAUGAAGGGAUGCAUUUUUCUUACUCUGCCUUUCCAGUAAGUUGAAGUAGUCUGUCUUAGGGAGAUUUUCCCGUGAUGUUCGUACAAUGGACCAAUUUCGAUAUAUUAAAAUUCAGCCUGAAACAAUAUACCUCAGCACGAGGCUCUGGGGAAUAAAGCCCACAAACUCUGUAUUUAUUCCUCAGAGCCUCGUCCUGACGUCUAUUGUUUCAGGCUGAAUUUUAAUAUAUCGAAAUUGGUCUAUUGUACAACGUGGUCUAAUCAAUCAAGAAGAUACAAAUCAAAACGGGAAACAUUUUUAUUAGUUAACCUUGCAUCCGAAUUACAUAUAGUCAACUCUAUGAGCAGAAUACUGCAAAGUAGUGACAACGUUUGUUCGACACUCCCCGAGAAGUAGCAGAUCAUAUGUACACGUUUGCAUAUUCUCAGCUUUUUCUACUCCAGUACGAAACAAAUGUUUCCUUUCUUGCACUGUGACUUUGGCUGCUGAUAUCUCGUUAUUUCUUUGAGCUGUGAGCAAUAUACUUAAUGAAUAACUAAAUAUUCUUCACGAAUAACUAAAUUUGGUUCAAGUUUUACAAGGGCAAUAAGAAAAGCGCUCUAAAGCGGAAGCGACGGCACAUCUGUAACCAAGUUCUGCAAAUAUUUCCCUCAAAACUACUU
Orbicella faveolata is the source of this 5718-nucleotide messenger RNA. Its product is annotated as mannosyl-oligosaccharide glucosidase-like. Gene Ontology annotation, molecular function: Glc3Man9GlcNAc2 oligosaccharide glucosidase activity. The record is from RefSeq and is a predicted model, not a curated record. Gene Ontology annotation, biological process: oligosaccharide metabolic process; protein N-linked glycosylation. Lineage: Eukaryota; Metazoa; Cnidaria; Anthozoa; Scleractinia; Merulinidae. Gene Ontology annotation, cellular component: endoplasmic reticulum membrane.